This is a messenger RNA of Anopheles bellator, 1140 nucleotides long. It is a transcript of the gene CycJ, whose product is annotated as cyclin-J. Lineage: Eukaryota; Metazoa; Arthropoda; Insecta; Diptera; Culicidae. The coding region runs from base 105 to 1067 and encodes 320 amino acids. Gene Ontology annotation, cellular component: nucleus; cytoplasm; cyclin-dependent protein kinase holoenzyme complex. Gene Ontology annotation, molecular function: cyclin-dependent protein serine/threonine kinase regulator activity. Gene Ontology annotation, biological process: mitotic cell cycle phase transition; regulation of cyclin-dependent protein serine/threonine kinase activity. The transcript is spliced from 3 exons. The record is from RefSeq and is a predicted model, not a curated record.
AAUAGUGUCGUAGUGUCUCUGUUUGAUGUUUGAUUGUCUCCAAAAUUUAGCGAUCUAACAAACCGAAAGUACGAUGAUUGAGGUUCCCAAGUAAGUGCAGUGCAAUGGAUGAGUGGAAUAUUUUCUCGUCGGCUAAAAUAACCGAACUGGAAUUGCAAAGUCCGCCUUAUUGCACCGAGUACGACUACGAGAUUCUGCAAACGCUGAAACAAUGUGAAACCUGGCGCAAAAGGUUACAGUUCAUUUCCCCGCAGCUGGGCUGCCGCCGGUCGGUGGUCGAUCUCAUUCGCAAAAAAAGCCAACAAUAUGCCUACCGGCGGACGACUGUUCACCUGUCCAUCUUUCUGCUGGACGUGUUUAUGAGCCACCACUUCAUAAAAAAAGAUCUCGUGGAGCUGGUAGCGCUCUCCUGUUUUUAUGUCGCUUGUAAAGUCGAAGAAAAUUACCCGAAUGUUCCUUCGCUGAAAAAGUUAAACUCUUUCAGCACCCAAGAGUACAAACACGAUGAUUACACCACGCUGGAAGUGGCGAUAUUGAAUUUUUUCAACUGGCAUGUUACUAUCCCGACGGUGGCCACAUUCGUGGAGCUGUUUUCGUUGUACAUCAUCGACGAUGGCGACUUCGUUGAGGCGGCUAGCCAGACGAGUGGUUUGUUGGAUGAGAUGCGUGCCGGCUUGAUUCGCUCCUGCCUUGAUUACGCGGACCGUUCGCUGAACGACAAUCGGAAUGCUAACAUUAAGCCAUCGUUGCUGGCAGCUGCAUGUGUGGCGGCGGCACGCUACAUCACACCGAAUAUCCGUGCUUGGAGCGAUCGCCUAUCUCGUAUAACUGGCUACGAAUACGCGCAAGUUGAUGAUCUUUGCACUGAACUUUUGUCCGUCGCUACGCCCCCGCCAGAUGCCUCGUCCGCGCUGUCCGGCAGAAAACAUUCCAUUUGUGAUUCUGGGUACCUGAGCGAUUCGGAAGAGGCCACCGAGAGCGUCUGCAGCAAUGAAGACCCCGGUUCAAGUAGCGAUGCCGAGUACUUGAGUGAACCCCGGUCCAAAAAGCACAAGAUUUUCCAGUGAGUUUAAGUUAGAAUUGGAAAGCAGUUGUCCCCCGCUUAGCCGAUAUAUUCUCUGAUGUAAUACACUUGAAUUG